This is a messenger RNA of Trametes versicolor FP-101664 SS1, 1554 nucleotides long. RefSeq lists its product as uncharacterized. The transcript is spliced from 3 exons. NCBI's taxonomy places the organism in Eukaryota, Fungi, Basidiomycota, Agaricomycetes, Polyporales, Polyporaceae. Bases 1 to 1554 code for a protein of 517 amino acids. The record is from RefSeq and is a predicted model, not a curated record.
AUGCCAAUCCUGUUUCGAGACUGCGUCGUCUGGUCAUACGCGUUCGACAAAUCGGAGACCCCGGUUUUCCUCCCUCAGUCAAUAUGGCCUUACGUUCGCACUCUGAUGUUCGAAGGCUCCUUUGCACGUCCCGACCUCAUACCAGAGUACUUCGGCCCCGAUUCUCCACCGGCUUGGUUGACCGAGCUUGCCCGUCUCCGAGCGCUGGCACGGAGUUUCGGUCAGUUCGUCAAGCACGCCUUGCUUUCAAUGUACAACCUGCACGUUGUUAGUGUUCAGAUACCCAACGGGCUCUGGUAUCGAGAUGUUACUACGCGCGAUGGCGUGCCGUGGUAUAUCCUCGAGGCGAUUUUAUCCACUCCCCACGUACGCCACUUCUUCUUCAGCAACGGGCCCAUGUGUCACCGAGACGAAGAGCUCCCGCAAGAAGUCUCUCUUCCCUCGGUCAUUCCUUUGCAGACGUUCCGCUUCUCCGCACCCAGCAUGUACAUCCCGCCGCGUACAACUGAUCUUGACCGGCGUGAGGUGCUAUUGAUCCUCGAGCGCGCCCACAACUCCUUAGUCGAUCUGCUUCUUCCCGGCGAGGCUGCCCCUCUUCACUGCAUGCACACAUGGGAUUGGCCGGCACUGACCCAGAUGUACCUUAACGGAGAAUAUCCCACGUACAAGAAUGCCCCCCCUCUCGUCAUGGCGCUCAGCAAGAUGCCACGUCUACGCUAUCUGUCCCUCUACCUCGCCCAACCUGCGGGCAGCGAGCCCAGGCCUAUAUGGCCGCCGUCCCUCCGGGCCUCUUACGCGUGGUACAGCCUCGAGCGACUGACCAUUACGCACCCGCAUCCCGACGACCAGUUUUACGCACAUCUUCCACCGUGCCUGGAUCGCCUGUCUCUGCGCUGCUGGCCUCGAUACUACAAGCAUCACUGCCACUUCAAGACGCACAUGGACGACGCUCAAGUCCAUUGGACCUCUCCCCUCCUGUCUUCUUCAGAGAUGUUACGACUACUGCGCAAAACCAACACGCCAAAUCUGACUCGCCUCGAGUUAGAGUUCUGCGCCGAUGCAUCAGACAACCAGCUCUUCCGACACAUCGGGGACUCCUACACGCACCUCACUGUCCUUCGAAUUCAUCGCUAUCGGAGCCCCGACGACGUCGACGCCCCAGUGACAGAUAUUGCCGCUGCUCUUCGCGGGCUCACCAGCCUGCGGCUGCUCAUGAUCCAUCUGGAUUUCCAGAGCUUUCCGGGCGUCAUGGUGUUGGACCGCGUAGAGAGGGAGCGCCAUUCCCCCGAGGAGCAGCUUCGACGCGAGGCGCAGCUGGAUCUUACGCUGGACGCCGCCGCGUCCGCCGCAAACGUAUUCGCAGGUGCCCUUGGGCCCUCGUUGGAGUGCAUUUGUAUUCUCGUGCCCUUGUGGGGGGCGCUGUAUCAGUGGCAGGCGUAUCGAGUGCUGCGCGACGGCGGCGAAUGCACAGUCGAAACCUUGAACACUCACCAGCCUGACUAUUUGUUCCAUGGGUAUUCGUAUGUGUCCUUACAUUGUGCCGCAGGUAUAUAA